This is a messenger RNA of Molossus molossus (Pallas's mastiff bat), 2108 nucleotides long. RefSeq names its product syntrophin gamma 1 (gene SNTG1). Gene Ontology annotation, molecular function: protein binding; structural molecule activity. The record is from RefSeq and is a predicted model, not a curated record. Lineage: Eukaryota; Metazoa; Chordata; Mammalia; Chiroptera; Molossidae. The transcript has 19 exons. The coding region runs from base 548 to 2095 and encodes 515 amino acids. Gene Ontology annotation, cellular component: intracellular anatomical structure; dystrophin-associated glycoprotein complex.
CUGUCCUUGCCUCCGCCGGCAGCUGGGAUUCCUGCUCCCUGCAUCUAGAAGGCGGUGCCUCCUAAUGCCCCCUCGACCCCACUCCCCUGCUUUAACAGAGGAAAAAUAACUCUUCGUAUCCACCUGCUACAACUACUAUACUGGGCUCUGAGGAGUACUCUUGUUCUACAGAUUAAACUUAGCAGCAACUUCAAAAAUAAUUUUCUAUAGGGGGCUGGGAGAAAUGCAAACAGAAGAGUGAAGUCAAAGUUCUUAGAGGCUCUGAGAAAUCAUGGGCUCUGCAGUAGGGGUCGAGAUGCUCCAAGGCCCAUACUUUUUGAAAUAAACAAUGUUCGUGAGAGAAUUGCAACUGUAUUUGGAUAUGGCUUUGUGAGAGGAGGUUCCAGAACUACUGAAAAUCCUACGUUAGAGAAACUAAAAGACUCUAAUUAUUUUACUUGACAGAUUAUUCUCCAGAAUGUUGAAAUUGCCAAAGAAGUGACUUCUGAUAAAAGGAAAAUACUGCUCUUCCUAAACUCAAACGAAAUCCUUUGCGGUGCCAUAGCACAUGGAUUUCAGGACUGCCUGUGAGGAGACAAAGACAGGGAUUUGUUUGCUGCAGGAUGGUAAUCAGGAGCCUUUCAAAGUCCGGCUGCACCUGGCCAAAGACAUUCUGAUGAUCCAGGAGCAGGACGUGGUCUGCGUGUCCGGCGAGCCUUUCUAUUCCGGUGAAAGAACGGUGACCAUUAGAAGACAAACUGUGGGAGGAUUUGGAUUAAGCAUAAAGGGGGGAGCAGAGCAUAACAUUCCAGUUGUCAUUUCAAAAAUUUCCAAGGAUCAAAGAGCGGAACUUUCAGGACUACUGUUUAUCGGGGAUGCAAUUCUACAGAUAAAUGGAAUUAAUGUGAAAAAAUGCAGACAUGAAGAAGUGGUUCAAGUUCUUAGGAAUGCGGGAGAAGAAGUGACCCUAACAGUGUCUUUUUUAAAAAGAGCACCAGCUUUCCUCAAACUCCCGCUGAACGAAGAUUGCGCAUGUGCACCAAGUGACCAGAGUAGUGGCACCUCCUCUCCUCUCUGUGACAGUGGCUUACACCUCAACUAUCAUCCCAACAAUACAGACACAUUAUCAUGUUCUUCAUGGCCAACAUCUCCAGGCUUGAAAUGGGAAAAGCGAUGGUGUGACCUGAGACUGAUCCCGCUACUUCAUUCUCGUUUCUCUCAGUAUGUGCCUGGGACAGACUUGAGUAGGCAGAAUGCUUUUCAAGUCAUUGCUGUGGAUGGGGUCUGCAGUGGGAUCAUUCAGUGCCUCUCCGCUGAAGACUGCGUCGACUGGCUACAAGCAAUAGCAACUAAUAUUUCAAACCUCACAAAGCACAAUAUUAAAAAAAUCAACAGAAACUUCCCUGUAAACCAGCAGAUAGUCUAUAUGGGGUGGUGUGAAGCACGGGAGCAGGACCCUCUUCAAGACUGUGUGUACUCGCCAGUGUUUCUAGCCCUCAGGGGCUCCUGCCUUUACAAGUUUCUGGCACCUCCAGUGACAACGUGGGACUGGACCCGAGCAGAAAAAACCUUUUCAGUUUAUGAGAUCAUGUGCAAGAUUCUCAAGGACAGUGACCUGCUGGACCAGCGGAAACACUGUUUCACUGUGCAGUCCGAGUCUGGGGAGGACCUCUACUUCUCCGUGGAGUUGGACUGUGACCUUGCCCAGUGGGAAAGAGCCUUUCAAACAGCAACCUUUCUAGAAGUAGAACGGAUACAGUGCAAGACGUACGCCUGUGUCCUGGAAAGCCAUCUAAUGGGACUCACGAUUGACUUCAGCACAGGGUUUAUCUGCUUUGAUGCGGCGACAAAGGCUGUACUUUGGAGGUAUAAGUUUUCUCAGCUUAAAGGCUCUUCAGAUGAUGGCAAGAGCAAAAUCAAAUUUUUGUUUCAGAAUCCAGACACUAAACAGAUCGAAGCAAAGGAGCUGGAGUUUUCCAAUCUAUUUGCUGUUCUUCACUGCAUUCAUUCAUUCUUUGCCGCCAAAGUCGCCUGUUUGGACCCCCUCUUCCUAGGCAGUCAGGCUGCUGCUGCCGCCAGCUCGGCCUCCACAAGCCAAGCCAAGUACCCGGCUUGACCGCCCGAGCUCU